Messenger RNA from Cadophora gregata, 1133 nucleotides. RefSeq lists its product as uncharacterized. Bases 465 to 1133 code for a protein of 222 amino acids. The record is from RefSeq and is a predicted model, not a curated record. Lineage: Eukaryota; Fungi; Ascomycota; Leotiomycetes; Helotiales; Ploettnerulaceae. The transcript has 3 exons.
GUAGCAAGAUCUGAAGGAAGCUGGGAUUACGAUGUCGCGUUUUAAACUUGGCGAUCAACCCGAUCCGUGGUCUCUCAUUGCUCUGUUUAAUCCCAAAGCUAUCUUUAACCACAAAACAUUGGCAUUGAGGCUUGAUACUCCCUCAUCCCAAACAAUCCAGAGGACGUAGACGUUUGACUGAUGCUCUGACUUGUGCUAUCCUUGGCUGCGCUUCCGAAAUUAUGGAGAUAGAGACGAAAGGCUUCGUCAAUGGGCAAUUUCAGACUUCUCUGCUGUAGGGACAUGCCGUGGAGUAUAUAAGGCUUCGCCAUCUCCUCUCUCAGAUAGUAAUUUGGUAUCACUAUCUGAUCUUCUCAUCAAUAUUCUAUCCUUGACUCUUCGGCCGACCCGUUUUUCCUUUUGCUUCUUCUUCCUUCAACAUUUUGUUUCUGCAACUCUUCUUCCUCGACUUCGAACUCGCCAGAAUGCAGCUCUGCAGGCUUUUCGUCUCCUUACUCCUCUCCACAGCUGUCGUUGCCGGGGGUGGUAACAAGACCAAGGCCAUCACCGACAAGAGCAUCUGCAAAGACAUGGCGCAAAUGACGAGGCUCGUAUCAUUGGCUUCAAAUGAGACCAAGCUGGCGGAGAAAACCAAUAAUAAUGCCACAGAAAUAGCUUCAAUCAAAGCUAAAGCUUCUGAAGCCGCCACUAUGCUUUCCACUAUGGAGUCAAACGCCACUCUUGUGUCUACCUGCGCUGUUAUCUCAGCUGCUGAGGCAACCAAGGAUGAAUGCAAGACCAUGUCUAAGCUGCAAAAACUCAUCACAACCGCCGGUAACGAAACAAAGCUUGUAGAGAAGACUAAGAACAAUGCCACGAAAAUUGCUUCAUUUAAAGAGAAGGCCACUGCUGCCCAGACUGAGCUUGACACAAUGAUGUCUAACACUACAUUGAUGGAUGCCUGCACUGCUAUCACUUCCGCGAAGGAGGCAUCAAAGGCUGGUGAUUCUCAAAAGGCUGCUGCCUCUGCAUCAUCUUCGUCUGCCGCUGCUACAUCGACUUCCAAGUCUACAAGCGGUGCAAGCUUCUUGAAUGCUGGAAAUGGACUCUUGUCGACCAUCGUCUUAGUUGCUGUGGGUGUUGCGAUGUUGUAA